AUGCCCACGGCCCGCAGCGUCCUCAUCUUGGCGGGGCUCCUGGCUCUCUGGGCAGAGCUGCCGGCAGCAUCCGCCCAGAAUGACACCACAAAAGCCGGCGUGUGCCCGAGCCCCGCGAUGGAUGCGGUGAACUGCACAGUGGGGUGCCAGUCCGAUGGCGACUGCGAGAGCACCCUCAAGUGCUGCCCGGCAGCCUGCGGCAAGGCCUGCCAGAAGCCUGACGAGAAGCCUGGCACCUGCCCACCUGUCAACCCAGGCAUCCCCAUGCUGGGCCUCUGCACCAACCAGUGCAAGACCGAUGCCAACUGCUCCGGGAUCCAGAAGUGUUGCAGGAAUGGCUGCGGCAAGGUCUCCUGUGUGACGCCCAUCCACUGA
Molecule: messenger RNA, 375 nt
Organism: Cinclus cinclus
Lineage: Eukaryota; Metazoa; Chordata; Aves; Passeriformes; Cinclidae
Product: WAP four-disulfide core domain protein 2-like
Exons: 3
Coding region: 1-375 (124 amino acids)
Biological process (GO): antibacterial humoral response; innate immune response
Cellular component (GO): extracellular region
Molecular function (GO): peptidase inhibitor activity
Source: RefSeq, a predicted model, not a curated record